AUGGUCCGUUGGAGAAACUUGAUAAUGAUGGAAAUGCCAACACCAGUCAGUCCUAUCUUAGCAGCUUACUCAGAUUUCGAAGGCCAAAAACCUGGAAAGCGCCAGCUGUUCGCAGAAGAAAUGUUCAGAAGAAACUGGUGGUAUUUCGCGACACCUGUUUUAGCUGACGUUUCUGAAAUUCAUCGUGAAUCGCGAAUUUCAGAGGUUACUUCGGAACUUCCUGGUGGUUUUCCCCUUUCGAAUCAUGUGACGAAUCGUCUCUAUACAGAAAUCGGUCAAAUGAUCGAAAUUGACCGAUUUUACUUUGGAAUACCAUAA
Molecule: messenger RNA, 318 nt
Organism: Haemonchus placei
Lineage: Eukaryota; Metazoa; Nematoda; Chromadorea; Rhabditida; Trichostrongylidae
Source: the annotation of a GenBank genome assembly